Messenger RNA from Hymenoscyphus albidus, 2082 nucleotides. Lineage: Eukaryota; Fungi; Ascomycota; Leotiomycetes; Helotiales; Helotiaceae. The record is from the annotation of a GenBank genome assembly.
CUCAGCAAACGCUUCCCUCCACUAAUCUGGGUAUCAAAAAAAGGGCCACCUCCAUCCUGCUUUUACAACCAUCAGCACCAAAACCAUCCCAAGCUACCCUUCAUCCAAACCCUCAAGAGAAGAUCCAGCCGCGCGUAUGACUGGUCGUCCGUCGGUUUUCACGUCCCAGGUAUGUCUACACAGUACAGUAUCAAAUGCUUCACUUUCUUUUCUCUUUGACGAUCCUUUUGACCCACGUUCUGCACCUGAUUGCGAGCGCUCGCGACAUUUAAACGUCACAAUUGUAUCAUUUUAAGCUCUUCUUCCUGUGUGUCAAUUGUCCGAGUAGCUUUCGCAUUUACAUACUACCCCCAAAACAUUAGCAUUCCUUGACUAACGGUAUUACAGGAUUAUAUUUCAGGUACUUUUUCUCUGAAUCCUCUCACUACAUGCCACACCGCCAUAUUAACCUAUCCAACUCAAUAGAUCACAUCUGGAAAGCUUCAGUGAACGGAAAGUAGCUUCUCCAACCCGUACCGCCAUCUAAACAUCUCGAUAUCUACUCGAAAACAUACCCCACAUCAUGUUUGCUCAAUUCGUCAAGGCUGCGGCUUUCAAGUCAGCAGCAGGAAGCAUGCGUGCUCGCGUGGCUCAACAAACCCGAUUCCUGGCAACAGUCGAGGGCAGCUUUGGUCGUGCUAUGCCAGUCACCCGUCCCAAGGCUACUCCAAUCUCCCACGAUCGUGCUACAUUCACAAUUAGGGUACGGUCCCUCGAUGUGGUGGGUUGAGGAAAACUGGCUGAUUUGAAUAAUAGGAUGGACCAGUCUUCCACGGAAAGUCUUUUGGUGCCAAGUCCAACAUCUCUGGAGAAGCCGUCUUCACCACCUCGCUCGUUGGAUACCCCGAGUCGAUGACCGAUCCUUCAUACCGUGGACAAAUCCUUGUCUUUACUCAACCCCUCAUUGGCAACUAUGGUGUCCCCUCCUCCAACCGCGAUGAGCAUGGACUCCUCAAGUACUUUGAGUCUCCAAACAUUCAAUGCACAGGUGUUGUCGUUGCCGAUUACGCCGAGAAAUACAGCCACUGGACUGCCGUGGAGAGUUUGGCCAGUUGGUGUGCUCGCGAAGGUGUUCCAGCAAUUUCCGGAGUUGAUACUCGUGCUAUUGUAACAUUCUUGCGAGAGGAGGGUUCUUCUUUAGCUCGAAUCACUAUUGGAGAGGAGUACGAUGCUGAUCAGGACGAGGCUUUCAUUGAUCCCGAGCAAAUCAACUUGGUUAAGAAAGUCAGCACCAAGGCACCAUUCCACGUCAGCUCUCAAAAUGGAGAUAUGCACGUGGCAGUCAUUGAUUGCGGUGUCAAGGAGAACAUCUUGAGAAGUUUGGUUAGCCGUGGUGCAAGUGUCACAGUCUUCCCAUACGAUUUCCCUAUCCACAAGGUUGCUCACCACUUUGACGGUGUUUUCAUCUCCAACGGACCAGGUGACCCAACUCACUGCCAAGAGACUGUUUAUCACUUGUCUCGAUUAAUGGAGUCUUCUCAACUUCCUAUCUUUGGUAUCUGUCUUGGACAUCAAUUGCUCGCUCUUGCUUCCGGUGCACGAACCAUCAAGCUCAAGUAUGGAAAUCGUGCCCACAACAUUCCAGCUUUGGAUUUGACCACUGGUCAAUGUCACAUUACCAGUCAAAACCACGGUUAUGCCGUUGAUACUCCUACCCUUCCAGAGGAAUUCAAAGAGUACUUUGUUAACCUUAACGAUGGUUCAAAUGAAGGUAUGCUGAUUCUUGUGAAAUUGAAGAAGAAUCAUUCUAAUUAAAUUAUAGGUAUGAUCCACAAGACCCGACCAAUUUUCUCCACACAAUUCCACCCAGAAGCCAAGGGAGGACCCAUGGACUCUUCUUACCUGUUUGACAUGUACAUCGACAAUGUCAAGCGAUACAAGGCUACCCAAGCUGCAUACGCAUCUGGCAAGGACACCCGACCAUCGCCUCUUCUGGCUGAUAUCCUUUCCAAGGAGCGAGUGGGUGUCGAGCCUGCUCAGCCUGCUGAGAACUUGGCUCAAGCUGCUGCAGUCGCUCAACAAGCCGCUGCCGCUGCUGCAUGA